CACGCACUCAGCCAAUCAUUGGUAACUCUACAACAGCUAUGCUGAAAGAGCACAUCCUGCCUGUGGCGGAGAAGUUACGAGAAGAGGCGAUCCGUGUAGGCAAAGAAGAGGACCACUUCCUGCAUUUGAAGAGGACGGGACAGGAAGAACCUGAGAGUGAAGCAGACCUUCAGAAUAACUACCAGAUCCUAGUGAGGGAUUUGUAUGCCUUCAUCCCACUGCUGAUCAAAUAUGUUGACCUGCACAGGUCAUCAUGGUUGAAGAACCCCUGUCUGGAGGCUGAGCACCUCUUCCAGAACAUUGCAGAUAUCUUCAACCUUUGGUCAAAAUC
Molecule: messenger RNA, 331 nt
Organism: Owenia fusiformis
Lineage: Eukaryota; Metazoa; Annelida; Polychaeta; Sabellida; Oweniidae
Source: the annotation of a GenBank genome assembly